AUGGCCCAACACGAUGACAUGAUGACACAAACGACAGGUGUUCGAAUUCUUCUCGUCGAUUUUGAUCAUAAUCCCACCCAGGAUCAACUUUUGAACAUGCAAGCAGUGUUGAAAAAGAAAUUCACAUGGCAACAAUUGGGAAAGAAGAAAUGGCUUUUGAAUCGGGAAUUGAAAUAUGAAAAUUUCUUUCCUGUUGAGUUUAUGAAUGAUCCUGAAUUUGUAUUGAAUCACAUUAAAAAGUAUGGAUAUGGAUUGAAACUUGCAUCCACACAAUUAAAACAAGAUCGAGAAUUUGUGUUGAAAGUGGUUCAACAAAAAGGUUCAGAGAUACGAGUUGCAGAGGCACAUAUUUUUCGCCACGAAAAAGAAGUGAUAUUGGCUGCCACCAAGGAAGAUGGUGUUUUAUUUGGACAUGCUUCAAUAGAACUUCGGUCUGACAAGGAAUUUGUUUUGAAAGGUGUGAGACAAAAUGGAAUGGCUCUUUCAUGGGCCUCUAUUUUUCGCAAAGACCAAGAAGUUGUGUUGGCUGCCGUCCAACAAAAUGGAACUGCGUUGCAAUUUGUUAAAUAUGACAAUUCAAGCAAUUCGGAUUGGUAUAGAAUCGUUGCAUUGGAAGCAAUCAAACAAGAUAAGAAGGCACUUCGAUAUGUACCCAAAGAUUUACUUCAAGAUCGUGAUUUCAUGUUACAAGUUCUCAAAUUAAUAUUUCCAGAAGAGUUUGAAACCUCAGUCUCUUUUGAUUAUUCAUCGAAAGAAAUCAUGAUGAAGAUCAUUCAAGAAUUUGGAUUUUUACUUGAAUUUGUGUCGAAUGAACUCAAAUGUGAUCGAGAAAUUGUUUUGAGUGCAGUCAGAAAUCACGGUCGUUCAUUGGAAUUUGCAUCGAAUAAUUUAAAGAAUGACAAGGAAAUUGCAUUACUCGCUGUUCAACAAGAUGGUCCUUCAUUGGAAUUUGCAUCAGAUGAUUUGAGAAAUGACAAGGAAAUUGCAUUACUUGCUGUUCAACAGGAUAGUUGGGCAUUACAAUUUGUCUCUUCAGAUUUGAGGGGAGACAAACAAGUUGUGUUCGCUGCUGUAAAUCAAAAUGGAAAUGCUCUUAAAUAUGCAUCAGAAGAGUUGAAGAAUGAUCGAGAAGUAGUCUUGACUGCAGUAACUCAAAAAGGAUUUUCAUUAUGUUUUGCUUCCAAUGAGAUGAAGAAAGACAGACAAGUUGUUUUGACAGCUGUAAAACAACAAGGAAGAGCCUUAAGGUGUAUACAUGACGAAUUGAAAAGUGAUCCAGAAAUUUUGUUCGAAGUCAUUCAACAAGAUGCAACACUUGUACAACAAACUUCUAAAUAUUUAUUGAGUGACCGUCAAUUCUUGUUGAAAAUUGCAAAAAUUGUCGGUCAUUCCCUUUUGUCUUUGAUACCAACAGAAAUUACCAAUGAUGAUGAAUUUAUGGUGAAAUUAACAGAUGAAAUCAAACGCUCUGGAUUUGUUUCCGAGUACAGUGCUGAAUUGUAUCAAGAAAGAAUGGAACAUUUUUAUUAUGGAGUGUAUUUAGGUUCUAUUUUGGUCAAGAGGAAUGAUUAA
Naegleria lovaniensis is the source of this 1572-nucleotide messenger RNA. RefSeq lists its product as uncharacterized. The record is from RefSeq and is a predicted model, not a curated record. Lineage: Eukaryota; Heterolobosea; Eutetramitea; Acrasida; Naegleriidae. The transcript has a single exon. The coding region runs from base 1 to 1572 and encodes 523 amino acids.